Neospora caninum is the source of this 243-nucleotide messenger RNA. RefSeq lists its product as hypothetical. The coding region runs from base 1 to 243 and encodes 80 amino acids. NCBI's taxonomy places the organism in Eukaryota, Apicomplexa, Conoidasida, Eucoccidiorida, Sarcocystidae. The record is from RefSeq and is a predicted model, not a curated record. The transcript is spliced from 2 exons.
AUGUCGCGGGCCGUCUACGCCAAACUCUGGGCCAGCACGGCCCAGUACACACAGCGAAGACAUUAUGCGUGGUACCAGAUUUGGUCGCGCGUGAUCCCGUGGUCCGUGCCUUGGGGCAUCUUUGCCAUGUGGAUGGUCUUCCCGGCCAUGCCCGUCGAGUACCGUCAGGCGCUGACUUUCGGCAUCUGGCGGAAACCCAACAUCGGCACGCAUGGCCCGGACCCCGCCGACGCAAAGAAAUAG